Messenger RNA from Lodderomyces orthopsilosis Co 90-125, 1341 nucleotides. RefSeq lists its product as uncharacterized. The record is from RefSeq and is a predicted model, not a curated record. The transcript has a single exon. Bases 1 to 1341 code for a protein of 446 amino acids. NCBI's taxonomy places the organism in Eukaryota, Fungi, Ascomycota, Pichiomycetes, Serinales, Debaryomycetaceae.
AUGAGUCCACUCACCUCAAUACUUACGGUUAUUGCAUCACCAAUUAUUUACUCACUCCAUGUUAUCUGUAUCAUAACAUCAAACUUGUUAAUACACCCGCUAGGAUACCUAUUUUCAAUAUGUAUAUAUACUCCAUUCAUCAAGAUCCCUUUUAUUAUCCCAGCACGUUAUUUUCUUGAACUAGACACCAAUGUUCAUGUACAUUUGAUUUCAUCACUAACUGGAGCCAAGCACCAACCAAGCUACUUUAUACGAGCAUCACUGGUGCUAUACUCAAUGGUGUUUCGGACUCGGGGCAUGAAGCAAGAACAAAUUGAACGAUUUAUAGCUCAACUUACAUUAUUCUUCACCACUACUUUCCAUUUUAUAAUGACGGCAAUCUACAUUGGUUUAUUAGCUGGAGUAAUAUUGGGUACGAUUUUCUCAUUUAUUUCAUGGAUGUUUACAAUGAGUCCUGAAACUGAAGCGAAUAUAACCAUUGGAUUACAAAAUAAAAUUAAUAAAGUAUUGAGGUUUGUGCCUACUAAGAGCACGUUACCACGAUUAAAAUUUAGAUUAUGGGGUGGAAGAUCAAAGACUGCAGCUGUUAACCAUAAUGAUACCGUUUCAUCUCCACUGACGGCAACGUCAUCAACUGGUUGGUUAAGUGCGGCGCCGGAUGUGUAUCCUAAAGUGAAACUGGAAGGUCCCUUUUAUCAACCGUAUCUGUCAAGAUUCGAUGAUGACGAUUACGAUGAACAACAAGCGUAUCUUAGUCAAGAAUUGCAAAUGAAACAUAGUGAUGAUGUCCCUAGAAUCAAGCAAGAGACUAAACCAAGGUAUGAAAUGGAAAUGAUUGCUGAAGAGUCGAAUGCAAGUGAUAGUACUGAAAUCGUUGAUUAUCAAGGAGAUCCUGGUGCCGGUAGAAGUGCUAGUGGUAUUGCUGGUGGUGUUGAAUCAGGUGAAGAAGUGUACAUCUAUCCUACUCCGAGCACCGAUCAUGAAUUGCAAACCGAUAGAAGUGGACUAAGACAAAGAAUUAAACAGGAAAGAUUGCGUACGAGAACAGCUACGACUCCUAGUGAUAGUGAACAAAGUAAUACCGCACUGUAUCAUGAUGAACAGUCAGUUGCGAAUGAAGAUAGUGGCGAUGCCGAUGUCGAAGAAGCAAGUGGUGGUGAAACUAGUGCUGCUGAAAUUACCACGGAUGCAAGUGAUGACACAAGUGAAGAUGCUCAAAGUGGAGACGUAAACGAGGAAGCUAGUGUAACAAAUAUGACUCGUGUAAGUGGUGACGAUUUUAUCAAGAGUUAUCAAAUUGAUGAACCUGUUAUUGAUCUGUUGAAUGAGCUGGAGUCGUAG